Molecule: messenger RNA, 5590 nt
Organism: Ceutorhynchus assimilis (cabbage seed weevil)
Lineage: Eukaryota; Metazoa; Arthropoda; Insecta; Coleoptera; Curculionidae
Source: the annotation of a GenBank genome assembly
CUGGGCUUCGCUCGAUCCGGCAGUUCUCAUUCAAGAAACAGAAAACAAACGACCGUAGAAAUUGAAGCAUUGAAGCAACAGUAGAACUACUGCGAGAGUGUGUUGCCGAUGUAGAUCGUGAAUAUUAUUAUACGCGGGACAAUAUAAUUUUUAAUUGAUUGAUCGAUUCGUUUUAUUGACUUUUGUUGUGUGUUUUGUGUUUUGGGUGAUAUUUGAUUUUUGGAUUCUAUAGUGCUGGAUCAUAUGCAUGAGUUCAGAAUGAUUAUUCGGUGGCCUCUAGUUUUUGGACUGUUGCUCUGUUGUAUUGCCAGUGUCACUUGCAGAAAUAAAGAUUUAGAUACAGUAUCAGCUUCAAAAUGUCCAAUGCUAACCGAAUGUCCAUUCAGAGCCGAACAAUGUCAGGAAGACGAUGAUUGUUCCCCGGACGCAGUUUGCUGCAAGAGUCCUUGCGGGAAAGUUUGCACCAAACAACUAUUUACUGGUUGCCAAACUCUCCGUAUGGCAGCAUCCAGACGUGCCAAAGCCCUCGGUAUCGAGUCGAGAAAAGUCAGAAUGCCACGUUGCAAUAAACAAGGCGCCUUCGAACCGAUCCAGUGCGACAAUGAAAUUGUCAGCUCUUGUUGGUGCGUGGACGAGGCUGGAUUCGAGCUUGCGGGUACCAGGGCACCUGCUGCCGCUUUGGUGAAUUGCACAGCUCCAAAACCAUGUGCAGAAGCGACCUGCAGAAUGUUCUGCCCUCACGGAUUCGCCCUAACCAAAGACGGAUGCCCUAUGUGUAGGUGUAGAGACCCUUGUGACGACAUAAACUGCCCUAACGCUUUAGAAUGUCAUUUGGAAGAACUGGCUUGUGCUGAUCCACCUUGUCCUCCUGUACCAACAUGUAAAAGAGGCAGGAGUCUGGAUAAUAUUUGCCCAGUGGGGGACCCUUUGAGAAUCAGUGAAACAAUUAGACCGUUUUUAUGUGGCAACGAUGCUGGAAAACCCACUUGUCCGCCAAUGUAUCAAUGUUUAGUACAAAAAGGAAAUGACUACGGUGUCUGUUGUCCGGCCUCAUUGAAAAUCCAAAAAACCGGUCAGUGCCCGAUAAAAGUCGAAGAUAAAAAUUUGGAAUGCGGCAAUUUGUGCACGCACGAUUUGGAGUGUCCUUCUGUCCAGAAAUGCUGUCAAACUGAACAGUGCGGAUCGUCUUGUAUGCAUCCAAAGAAUGUCACAGAAUGUUACCAUCAACGUGCCUUGUCCGAAAUCCUAGCAGUAAGCGAAAGAGCUGGCAGAGGCUACGUUCCGCAAUGCACCAAUGAUGGCCAAUUCGAACCGAAACAAUGCAGCAGAAACGGCCUAGUGUGCUGGUGCGUCGACAGAAUGGGACGCAAAUUGAAAGGAUCCAUGGGACCUGGCGAUAUUGUGAAUUGUUCAAUAAUCGCAGCGCGUUCCCAAUCGGUAGCCAGAAGUCUGGAUAAAAACGGUAACGAAUGCGAACGUCUCGAGUGUGCUGCUGUAUGUGAAUACGGCUUCAAAUUAGGAGACGACGGAUGUCACACUUGUAAAUGCGACGAUCCUUGCGAUGGGUACACUUGUCCUGAAGAUGAAGAAUGUGUUAAUGUGAAAGAAGCCAAUUGUGCAGACUUUUUGUGUCCAUCUUUGCCAGUUUGUCGACCGAAAGCUGUCUAUGCUAAUCCGUGCGAACAAGGAACUCCGUUGACUGAUGACUUGAGUGGAGCUCCAGUAGCUUGCGCGCUCAGAUCGGAAGAUGGAACAGUUUGUCCCAAUUCCUACGAUUGUACAGCCGUACCUGGAUCUACGCAGGCUGUAUGCUGUCCUCUAGAAGGAAUCGACGAAGUUGAACUUGAGGGGGAGGCUUCUGAAGAUUAUAAUCAGGCGGAAGAACGACCACAAACUAUGUGUGAAUAUCUUAAAGAAUUUACCGAAAGCAUGGAAGGUACCAGGGAAGGCAUGACAUUAGCCCUGCCUACACCGGAAUGCGACUCUGAUGGUAAUUAUGUCGCCACUCAGUGUGAUUCUGAUACAAAUGAGUGUUGGUGUGUGGAUAAUUUUGGAACGGAAAUACCAAAAUCAAGAACCGAAGACAAUUCUACCAACUGCGAAGAACUCAAGAAAUCCAUGGACUGCCUCGACCUGACUUGCCGCAUGGGCUGCGAAUACGGAUUUAUUUUAUCUGAAGAAACCGGUUGUCCGACGUGUCAAUGUAGAGAUCCGUGCAGUGACGUUUCUUGUAAAGAUGACGAACAAUGUCAGCUGGUUGAAGUUAGCUGUAAAGAUCAUUAUUGUCCUCCUGUACCUGCUUGUUUACCAAAGAAAGUGGGACAAUGUCCCUACUUAGUACCGGCCACGUCACCGGUUUGCGAUUUUGAAUGCAACUCCGAUUUGGCUUGUAACGGAACAAUGAGAUGUUGUUCCAACGGAUGUGGAACCCAGUGUGUCGAACCCUUAUUAUUUACUGCAUGCCAACACCAGAAAACUCUAGCCCAACAUCAAGCCCACGAGUCCGGUAUGCCAGCUGGAAAAGUUUACAUUCCAACUUGCACGGAAGACGGAAGCUUCACAAUGAAACAGUGUCAUCCAGGAACUAAGGAGUGCUGGUGUGUAGAUCAAAAAGGGUUCGAACUAUCCGAAACCCGCACCAAAGGCGACAAUCUAACCUGCGAUCCAGCGCCAGUAUCCCUAAAAUGUCCCGAACUGGAUUGCCAAGAAGACUGCGAACACGGCUUCGAAAUUGAUGAGGAAGGCUGCAGAACUUGCGACUGUGUAAACCCGUGCUCGAAAAUUUCGUGCCGAGGCGAAGGUGAAACUUGUAGACUGGUCGCUGUGGAAUGCGUCACGUGGCCUUGUCCUUCGGUGCCCAUGUGCCUGCCCAAAAAAGAGAAUCCUUGCCAGAACGGCGAACCUCUUAAACUCGGAACCAGCGACGAAUUGUUCACUUGCGGACCGGAAUCGGAAAGUUGUCCGUCGUCGCACAAAUGCCAACUGAGUCCGGUGGGAGAGUACGCUGUUUGUUGUCCGAAACCGCGAGAUGUUUGUUUCGAACCUCAAGAUCCUGGCAGAUGCCAGGAAAACGAACUUUCAAGGAACUUGACCAGAUAUUAUUUCAACUCGAGGACUAACAAAUGUGAAACUUUUAUCUAUGCAGGCUGUCAAGGGAACCACAAUAAUUUCCAUGGCGAAGCCAUGUGUAAUAUAGUUUGCCCAGUUUUGAGUCAAUGCGAACGGUUGAGGGAAAAGAACCAACGCGCAUCAGAACGUUACAAGAAACCGACGUUCGCUCCAAGAUGCGACGCACAAUCUGGAAACUGGCAACCGGUCCAAUGUCUGGAACAUGUCGGGGUAUGCUGGUGCGUCACGCCGAACGGGGAACCGUUGAAAGGAACCCUCACUAGAGGCGCCGAACCCGAGUGUAACUAUAGACAAGCCAGGAAUCGGGCUAGUAAUCGGAUGGAUGUUGCUAGCGAAGCAGAUUUGGUUCUUGAAGAACUAAUGAUGCAACUUGGCUCUCUAGACGACCACUCGGACCUAGAACAAGAUUCAUCCAUAGAUCGAAUUGACAGUGAUAUUGAACUACCGGUGCUCACAAGGUGUCAAGCUCUCGGAGGUCAGUGUGACGAGGACGGCAAAUUUUUGCCUACUCAGUGCGAGGAUGAAACUUGCUGGUGUGUAGACGAGGCCGGAAAUCAACCGGCAGGAUCUAACACGUUUGUUAGAGGACAAAAGAUUUGUAGUGCAGUGCCAUUAGAAAGCGCCGACGUAACUCUAGGAUUCCGUGGUGAAUUUGACGACAUCAACGCUAUGCCUGUAGUCAAUCAGAUAACGAAAAUUGUUCAAAGCCUGAAUGGCAACAUCAACGAAAACGGCCUUAGCAUAGAAACUACUUCAGAUAUGCUCUACAUUAAAUUUUCUCUGAUUGGCAGUAACAAAGUUGAUGUUGCUUAUAGAUUGGAACAAAUGGUUAUGCAACAGAGAUUACCAGGUCUAACAGCAGAUAUCACGAGAUCCCGGGUCAUUCACAAACCUCUGACACAGGAAGCAUCUUUGGAAGACAGAACAGCAGCUCUGCAACACAGAGAAAUUGUAUCGCAAGCUCCUGUAUCUGUAGUAGCUCCUUAUCACACUGCUCUUAUUGUGAUAGCUGCUGCGUCAGCUUUUAUUAUAUCUGUAUUAACAGUAUUAGUAAUUUUGUAUAAGAGAAAAAUGCACAGUAUAAACCAACAAAAAAUCAUAGAAGACAACCGAUUUGUGUCAAAUACCAGACCAAUUUACAUUGAGUUACCUAAUGAGAAAUAUCAUGCAAUACCAACGGAUGUGGUUAAAAAAGCGUGACUGGAUUUAGUAGCUUAGGAGUGCAAAUUAUUUAUAAAAAUGCUCGAUUAAAUAACAUUUAUAUUUUUUAUAAUAACAGAUACAGUAUAAGAUUAGACAAGAUUCGUAUUUUCUACAAAAUUAUGCCAUUUUUUGGAUAAAUCAUAUUAUGUUUAACUACCUACGUGAUCAUAUUUUAAAGACUUAGCUGUAACAUAAAAAUUUGGCUUGAUAUUAUUGUCUUUCUGUUGAAAGAAAUAUAAUAUUUUUUGAUUUUUCAACAAAUCGACGAAAUUUAAAAUUUCAUGGGCCAGAAUAAUUUAUUUAUAAUGUAAGAAACGUGUAAAUAUUUAUUAGGUUUUAAGAUUUUAUGUUAACCAAGUUGCAGAUUUAUUUAUUUUUUGUAAAAAUAACAUCAAAUCUAAAGUUUUUUUUAUAACAAAAUUGCAACAAAUUCAAUAAACGAUAUUAUAAAAAUAAAUACAUAUUUGAAUAAGUAGGUGUUUUUUUUCUACCCUUUAUACUAGUGGAGUCUAUUUCAGAUGCCUUAUUUUGGAUAAAUAAAAGCUAAAUUCUUUUGGCAUCAUUUUCGAGUAAAUAAAAUCAUAAAGUCAAAAAUAUAAAAAGAUUUCUACUCCAUAAAAAAAAAAUUGGUAUUCUAUACUUAAAUUUAAAAAACAUAAUACUGACUUAACAUUUUAAAGCAAAAAGCUCACUAAUAAUCUACUAUUGCAUAAUAUAGACAUUAAAUACCUUAAAUUUAAUUCCUAAAUUAUAUUAGGAAACAACCCUGCCUUCCAUCAGUUCAAUUCGAUCAAAAUCUGAUCCAGCCUUUUAGUCAAACUUCAAUGAAGUACUAGCUGAACUCCUCUCCUUGCCUUUACCCAUCUUUUUAAAUUUAUCCCUUUUUUUGGGGGUAAUAUUUCCAGAUCCAGACAAACUAUCAGGUGAGGAGCUGUUGGACCUUGUGUGACGGAGAUUUUUUGCCUCAUCUGUUUCUCCAGUAUCCGUGUUUAUGGCCUCUGCUAGAUCUGGUUCUGAACUCCUUUUUGGAGUACCUUUUUUCUUAGGCGAGAAACUUUUAUCCUUCUUUCUAUUCAUUCUAGGAUUCCAGUCUUCAUCGUUAUCGUCAUCUGAAUUAGCACUAUAGGAUGAAGAUGAGGAUGCACCUUUUUCUUUAUUAGUCGCUGCUCUUCUUGAUGCAUUCCUCGAAGAUCUACUAUUGUUGCUGAGACCUGUUUCAAUCAGUGUUUAAACUCCAGAAGCGAGCAGUGCGCUUUAU